Nematostella vectensis (starlet sea anemone) is the source of this 3176-nucleotide messenger RNA. RefSeq names its product DNA repair endonuclease XPF. Gene Ontology annotation, biological process: nucleotide-excision repair involved in interstrand cross-link repair; double-strand break repair via homologous recombination; resolution of meiotic recombination intermediates. Gene Ontology annotation, cellular component: nucleotide-excision repair factor 1 complex. The record is from RefSeq and is a predicted model, not a curated record. NCBI's taxonomy places the organism in Eukaryota, Metazoa, Cnidaria, Anthozoa, Actiniaria, Edwardsiidae. The transcript is spliced from 33 exons. Gene Ontology annotation, molecular function: damaged DNA binding; single-stranded DNA binding; single-stranded DNA endonuclease activity. The coding region runs from base 185 to 2932 and encodes 915 amino acids.
CCACUAUUUUCAGUGUAUUUUGAAAAUCUGCGUCGCUUUUCCAUUACACUUCAGACUAUAAAAAUCUGUUAGAAAUAUAUCUGAUAAAACAAGUUUGAGUAUAGUUUUCGGUAAACAAUAAAGACAGAAAUCUAAAUCUACAGUAUACACAGGGAGCCCCUCACAACAUGCGAAAGAUUUCAAAAUGGCGGACGGCGCGCUUUUAGAGUACGAAUCGGCGAUGUUCCUUGAAAUACAAGAGGAGGAUGGGUUAUUCAUUACAGCGAGAGGGCUGAGUAUUCACCGAGUACUGACAAGUUUCAUUAAGAUGUACUGCGACCCUGCCGCACUUGUGAUCGUCGUCAACUCAUCUAAGUAUGAAGAGGAUCGAAUUGUUGAAGAACUCAAGUCAGAAGGAGUUAUGCUUCCAAAAGUAAUAACAACAGAGUACAGCUCCUCUGAAAGAGAGUCCAUAUACUUGGGAGGUGGCGUGCUGUUUGUAACAUCUCGCAUAUUAGUAGUUGACAUGCUGACCAAGAGGAUACCAGUACAUCUGGUUUCUGGGAUGUUGGUUCUGAAGGCCCACAAAAUUAUUGAGUCUUGCCAAGAAGCAUUCAUCCUCAGGUUGUAUCGAGAAAACAACAAGACUGGUUUCAUCAAGGCUUUCUCUGAUCAGCCUACUGCCUUUAUGUCAGGUUAUUGCAAAGUGGAAAGAGUCAUGAAAAAUUUGUUUGUCAGAAAGCUCUCACUGUGGCCAAGAUUUCAUGCUGGUGUUUCUGCUUUGCUUGAGAGACAUAAGCCUGAUGUCGUAGAGCUCCACCUUCAAAUGACAUCAUUGAUGUUAGCCAAUCAAACAGCUUUAUUAGAUUUGAUUGACACCAGUUUAAGAGAGCUAAGGAGAGCAAACCCUUCACUUGACGCAGAUGAACUGUCAGUAGAAAAUUGUAUCAUCAAGUCCUUUGAUAAGGCACUUAGAGUGCUUCUUGAUCCAGUCUGGCACCAGCUGGGUGUUAAGACUAAACAACUAGUGGCAGACUUAAAGGUGCUUCGGCUUAUUUUAUUCUAUCUGACUCAGUAUGAUUGUGUUACUUUCUACAAGUUUCUUGAAUCCUUAAGGGCCAGUGAACGUGAGGUCACCCGGAAGUCACUAUGGCUGUUCAUGGAUGCUACAGACUCUCUGUUUGUGAAUGCGAAGGAAAGAGUCUAUGGAACUUCUAAUAACAAGCCAAAGGCUAAGAAGAUGAAAAAAGACAAAGAGCCUAAAAUGUCAAAAGCAUGUGAUGAUGAACCAUUGUUAGAAGAAAGCCCAAAGUGGAAGUUGCUUGCAGACAUCCUUAAAGAAAUUGAAGAAGACAAUGAAAAGAAUAAAAACCUUGGCCCGGGUCAUGUGUUGGUGGCAGCUUAUGAUGAGAGGACAUGUUACCAACUUAAGGAGUUCCUCUGCAAGGGGUCUAGGGCUCUCCUGACUCGACUACUGGAAAACAUGAACAAAAAUACUGGCAAGGGCGGGGCAGGGGAUAAUCCAUCGGAGCUACCUGUGCCCCCUCCCCUGACAGGAGACAGCGAGUCUGACCAUGAGCCAGCUGUAGAACCUCAACCACCUGCCAAGACUUCUUCAAGGAGCCGAAGAGGUAAAAGCAGAGGCGGGAGAGAAACCAAGGGGAAGGCAGAUGCUAAGCAAAAACGAAUCGACCAGGAUCUACCUGGAACCAGUAAAGAAAAACCGAAUAAGGCAAAACAAAAUAUUGAUGAAAAUGAUACCCAUAGAAACAUUAUCUUAAAGCUUGAGGGCGAGGUCUCUGAGGGGGCGGGGAGCCGGGUAAAGUUGCUGUCGUCACCUGUCAUAGUCAUCCACCCGCUGACAGGGUGCAGCGAUCCCUACAGUCUCAUCCACACGUUGUACGAGGUAGAGCCAAAAUACGUCGUGCUCUACGAUGCAGACAUCGAGUUUGUGCGGCAACUAGAGGUGUUCAAGGCCUCACGACCUGGUAUCCCCCUUCGAGUGUACUUCAUGAUCUACACUGGAUCUGUCGAGGAACAGAAAUACUUGACCACCUUGCGGAAAGAGAAGGAGGCUUUCGAGAAACUCAUCCGAGAAAAAGCUAGCAUGGUUACGCCUGAAGAGCAGGAGGGAAGAAGUUGGGCAGCAAUGGCACUUAGCCGAGACCCUUCCAAAGCGACAGACGCCGUGAAUACGCGCAAGGCUGGAGGCAGACAAACCGAGUCACAGGCACCAAGAAAGGUUAUUGUUGACAUGAGAGAGUUCCGUAGCGAGCUGCCUUCACUGAUCCACAGACGAGGAAUCGAUAUUGAGCCUGUGACACUAGAGGUUGGAGACUACAUACUCUCUCCCGACAUGUGUGUGGAGAGGAAAAGCGUCGGAGAUCUGAUUGGUUCUUUGAACAAUGGAAGAUUGUACAGUCAAGCAGUGGCAAUGACAAGAUACUACAAGCGACCCAUUCUACUCAUCGAAUUUGACCCGAACAAAUCCUUCUCACUACAGGCGAGGACAAGUCUAUCAGGAGAGAUCUCUAUACAGAAUGUGACAUCCAAGUUGACACUACUCACUAUACAUUUCCCCAAGCUGCGAAUCUUGUGGUGCCACAGUCCGUAUGCCACCGCUGAGCUCUUCGAUGAACUGAAGAUGAACCAUCCCGAACCCGACUCUACUGUUGCCGUCAACGUAGGAACAGAUUCUUCUACUGCCGCUGACCUUAAGUACAGCGUAGGCCCUCAGGAUUUUAUUCUAAAACUUCCUGGCAUCAACUCAAAGAAUUAUCGGUUCGUCAUGAACCAGACAAAAGACAUCCAGCAGCUGUGUAAUUUGUCUGAAGCGGAGCUCGCAAAGCUUCUAGGGAACAACAUCAGUGCUAAGGCAUUAUGGGAAUUCCUCCAUACCGACAAGAGAGGAGACGGAGCUUUAAGAAAACCUGGGACCAAGUCAAGGAAGUAGUGACGUCAUAGCUCGAAUUGCUUUCACGUGGAUGUAGCCGGGUGAAACAAGCAUCUUCAGUUCCGCCGAAACCAAUGGAAGCGAUAUGCUGCGGCAGCUAGAAUCGACAAUGGUAGAACCACGUCAAGCAUGAACAUAACUUGUUCAUAGCAAUAACCAUAACAGUCAACACGUUAUUAAUUAUACUAUUUCUUAUGUAACACAAAAACUACGCUAAUAGAAUAAAAAAAAACUAACUUUUGAA